AUGGAGAUGCUCAAGCAGGCGCUCGAGCAGGCCGUGGCGCUCGAGGCGCCGUCGCCGCCGGCGACGCCCGCCGAGCCCGCGAUGACGCCGGCCGACGGCGCUCUGACGCCCAUCGAGGCCGCGGCGGCCCCGGCGCCGGCGCUGCUCAGCGGCGGCCGCCUCGACAGCUACAUCUCGGCCCUCGAGGACGACGAGGACUCGCACGCGACGCCGACGAGCGUGUCGCGCGGCGCGCCCGUCGAGCUCGAGAAAGCGUUCGCGAAACGCGUCGCGGGCGGCGCCUUCGACGGCGAGGACGACUUGGCCGACGGCGACGUGCCCCUGCGCGUCGACGCGCUGGAGCGGGGCUGCGUGCGCCUGCGGCGCGACGUGAAGACCGUGUGGUCGCUCGAGCGGGCCUUCGAGGCGCGCAUGGCCGACGAGUGCCGGGGCUGGUCCGAGGACAUCGCGAACAUGCGCGACGGCGUCGUCGACGAGAUCCGCGCGGGCCAGGCCGCCGCCGUCGAGGGCGCCCUCGAGCAGACGCAGGGCAAGCUCGACGACGCGACGCGGCGCCUCGCGGGCGUCGAGGGCGGCGUCGCGGACGAGGCGCGCCGCGCCGCGGAGCUCGAGCGGCGCGUCGGCGGCCUCGAGGCGCUCCGGUCGCGCGUGUGCGCCCUCGAGCGCCGCGCGUCCCGCGCCGAGGACCGCGCGGACCGCGCCGAGGCGCUCUGCGACCGCCAGUUCGGCCAGCUCGAGCGCCAGCGGCGGACGAUGGACGCGUGGCUCCGCGAGCUCGCGAAGAAGGCGAACCACGACAGCCGGCGCAUCGACGCCGCCGACGCGCGGGCCCAGCCCGUCCACAGCGCCCUGGCGAAGCUGUCGAACCGCAUCGCCGCCGCGGUGAUGAUCGACGACGCGGCGAACCGGGCCGCGCGCGGCGACGCCGACGGCGCCAAGGAGCUGAGCUCGUCCUUCGCGACGGCGGAGACGACCAUCGUCGACGAGGAGAGCGGCGAGCCCGACGCGGCGCCGACCGCGCCGACCGCGCGCGGCGGGUCGAGCCGCCGCGAGAGCCUGCUCCACCGCCUGAGCCGCGUCGGCUCCGGCGGCGGCGAGACGCUCGCCAUGACCUACGGCCUGCGCCUCGACGCGGCGUCGGAGGAGUCGAAGCGCCGCGCGGACGCGCCCCGGCGCACGUCCCUGCGCCGCGAGUCCAUGCGCGGCGGCCGCCGGUCGACGCUGCGGCGGAGCCGGGGCCCGCCGCCGGGCCUCGGCGUCGUCCGCGAGCGCCGCGCGGGCGCGUCGCCGGCGCCGGCCGCCGCGCCGCGCCGCGACGACCCCGCCGUUGCCGAGGCGCCGGCGUCGGCGACGCCCCCCGAGGACAAGGUCGUCGCGGCGCCGUCCGUGGCCGAGGCCGCGGCGCUCGCCGGGGGCGCGCGCGCCGCGGGCGCCGUGCCCGAGGCCGCGGUGCCCGGGCCCGCGGCGGCCGCCGCGCCGGCGCCCCCGCCGGCGCUGGUCCGCGCGGCGUCGAUCCUCGAGGAGGUCGAGGACGACGACGACGUCGACGUCGAGGUCGAGCAGUUCCCCGAGACGAUCAUCGCCGACAGCAUUUUGGCGAUCCUCCGCCGCGUCGCGGCGCUCGAGCGGGGCAAGGCCGAGUCGAGCCAGCUCCGCGUGCUGGAGAUGGGCAUCUCCAACAACCGCUCGCGCACGGAGGCCGCGGAGCGCAAGCUCGAGACGCGGCUGGCGUCGCACGAGAAGAAGACGCUCGCGGACGUCGUCGAGCUCCGCGAGGCGGGCGACCACGGGAGCGCCGUCGCCGAGAGCCAGGGCGAGCGCAUCCGCGACAUGAGCCUCCAGCACGAGACGCUCAAGUCCGAGGUCGGCCGCAUCAACAACGACGCGCUCCACGCGGUCCGCGACUAUCUCGCGCCGACGCUCGAGGAGGUCCAGAACACGUCGACGGGCCUCACGGAUUUGCGGCGCAAGACGAACGAGCAGUUCAUGAAGAUGGAGUUCCAGAAGGCGACGAACGCGGCCAUGAACGAGAAGGCGGACAUCGUCGACAUGGACACGAAGGCGUCGCGCGUCCAGGUCGACACCGUCGCCGCGUCCGUGACGACCAUGUCCCUGACCAUCGGCUCCCUGAGCGACCGCGUCGUCACGGCGGAGAAGAUGGCCAAGCGCGGCAACGCGACCGUGGAGAAGCUCGAGGCGCUGAUCAUCGAGCUCCGCAAGCGCAUGGCGGCGCUGCCCACGGGUAGAAUCGAGGUCGACGAGAACGAGCCCGUCGACGAGAACGAGCCCUGGCCGCCGAAGCCCCACCGGGGCCACAAGCCGCGCAACCUCACGCCCAUCGACAAGGCGGGCCCGGCCCGCGGCGACGACUCGACGCGGUCGUCGCCGCCGGGGUCGCCGCAGUUCGGCUCGCGCGGCGCCGACGACAGCGUCCACUCCUUCCCCUCCUUCCCCGGGGGGCGCAAGUCCAACGCCAUGACCGUGCGCGAGCGCGAGGUGCUCAACGAGCACCGCAAGUCCUGGAUCAACCCGCAGGGCCCCGGCGCGGAGCACGACGAGAGCGCCAAGGCCGAGCGGCUCCUGAGCGCGGGGCCCGGCGGCCGGCGCCACAAGCCGUCCCUCGCGUCGGGCGUCCUCGAGCACCGGCCCAAGAGCGCGCCGUCGCCCUGGGCGAACCACAACAAGCUCCAGAAGGGCAAGUGCGCGACGGCGAGCGCCGACGCGAUGGAGUCGAGGUCGCCGGCGCGGUUGCCCACGGCGACGGAUCAGCGCUGCCCCGCGGAGCGUCUCUCUGUUGUCGCGCCGCUUUGCGCCGCGUCCGCCGCCAUGGGGAUGCACUUCGACCUGCGGCCGAUGACGCCGGAGGAGCGCGCGUCGGGCCUCGUCGCCGUGGAGUGGGAGAGCGAGGCCGACGACGGUAGCGUGGUGUCGGCCCUCGAGGACGUCGGGUCCGUGGCGAACCGGUCCUACGGGGCGACGCAGAAUUUAGAGUGUUUGCGGGACGACGAGAUGACGGUUUCGAGCGAGGUCGAGGGCCGCGUCGGCAAGUGCGAGCGGUCCUGCGAGCGCCUCGCGCGCGACAUGAAGACGGUGUGGACGCUCGAGCGCGCGUUCGAGGGCCGCAUGAGCGAGCACGUCAAGGGCUGGGGCGACGAGAUCGCCCACAUGCGCGACAGCGUCGUCGAGGAGAUCCAGGACGGCCAGGCGGCCAUCGUCGCCGAGGGCGUCGCGGGCCCGAAGGCCGAGCUCGUCGACGCGCGGCUGAGGCUCGACGCGGCCGAGGCCGCGCAGGCCGUCGGCGAGACGCGCGUCGGCGUCGUCGAGGAGCAGAUUAGCGUGCUCGCGUCGAUCAACGAGCGUCUGGUCGCGCUGGAGAAGCGGGCGGAGCGCGCGGAGCGGCGCGCGGCGCGCGCGGAGACGCUCUUCGACCGCCGCUGCGAGGACAUCGAGACGUUCGCGUCGCAGCUCGACGAGUGGCUCACGGAGGUCGUCGCGCGCAUCAAGCGCGACUCGCGGCGCAUCGACGCCGCGGACCGGCGCGCGGCGCCCGUGCACCGCGCGCUCGCGAAGCUGUCGAACCGCAUCGCGGCCGCGGUCAUGAUCGACGAGGCCGCGCGCCGGGCCGCCGAGGGCGACCGCGAGGGCGCCCGGGAGCUGCGGAGCUCCUUCGUGUCCGGCGACCACGACUUUCCCGACUUCGAAACGGCCUCGAAGGCGUCGCUGCUCCACCGCCUGAGCCGCGUGGGCUCGUGCGGCGGCGAGAGCCUCGCGGUGCAGCACGGCCUCCAGCUCGACGCGGCGUCCGAGGGCAGCUCGCGGGAGGAGGAGGUGCGGCGCAAGUCCGUCAUCGCGACGCCCGGCGGCCUGCGGCGCGCGUCGUCCAUCCCCGCGAUCCCGCGCGCCGCGGACGACUUCUACGGCCCGCCGAAGGCCAAGUCCGUCGAGGCGCCGCCGCCGGAGCCGCCGAAGCCGACGGCGCCGGAGAAGACGGGCCUCGCCCGCGACGUCGCCAACGUGCUCGGGCACGUGCUCGAGGGCGGCCUCGACGGCGGCGGCGCCGCGGGCGCGCCCGCGCCGGCGGCCGCGGACGGCGACGCGGACCCGGACGAGCCCCGGGUGCUCAUCAAGACGAACACGUGCCCGACGUCCAUCUGGCACUCCACGGGGCUCUUCGACGACGACGGCGACGACGCCGACGACGAGCCCGUCGUCGUCGAGUCCUUCCCGGAGACGAUCGUCGCCGACGCGGUGCUCGCGAUCCUCCGCCGCGUGUCGGGCAUCGAGGCGGGCAAGGCCGAGAAGUCGCAGCUCCGGGUCUACGAGACGGGCAUCACGAACAACCGCAACCGCAUCGAGUCGAGCGAGAAGCGGCUCGAGUACCGCGUCGCGAACGACGAGAGCCGCAACGAGAAGGCGUUCGCGGAUCUGAACGAGGGCGCGGAGCACCUGAACGCGCGCCUCGAGAACGAGCAGGAGCGCAUCACGUCCGUGUCCCAGCAGAUCGAGAGCCUCCGGCGCAUGUUCCAGCAGCUCAACAUCGACAACAUCGGCGCGGUCCGCGAGUUCCUCGCGCCGACGCUCGACAAGGUCGACGUCAUCGCGGAGGACCUGCAGCGCGUCACGGAGGAGACGGGCUUCAAGCUCAGCGACCUCGAGCGCACGAAAGCGACGACGGAGGCCCUCAUGAAGAAGGCGGACAUGGACGUCGUCGAGGACAAGGCCACGACGUUCCACGUCGACAACGUCGCGUCGUCCGUGACCGCGCUGUCGCUCACCAUCGGCUCCCUCGCCGAGCGCAUCAUCCACAGCGAGGGCAUGGCCCAGCGCAGCGCGGAGACGGCCCAGAAGCUCGAGGUGCUCAUCAUCCAGCUCCGGAAGCACAUCCUGGAGAACGAGGACCUCAACAAGCUCAAGGACGCGGGCGGCGCGUCGCCGAAGCAGCACAACCGGCGCCGCCUCUCCGCGGGCACGCCCGACCAGGCCUCGCCCAAGGCGACCUACCGCAAGCAGACGCCGUCGCGCCACCAGAGCUUCCACAACUCGCAGAAGCUCGCGCCGAUCCCCCGCGACGGCGACGCGUCCGGCGGCGACGAGGGGCCCCACGCGAUCCCCGCGUUCCCCGGCGCGAACCACCAGCCGCCCCUCGUCCCGCCGGGCGUCGCGCUCCACAAGCACCGCAUGUCCUGGAAGAGCCCCGCGGCCGAGCACGAGCAGGCGCACGAGGCGCGGCACCGCGCCAUCGCGACGGCCUCGGAGAACCGGCGCAAGAAGCCCGCGAAGACGGCGCUCACGGAGAGCCUCCGCUCGUCGCGGCCCGAGUCCGCGCCCCUGAGCCCCUGGACGCCCGACGCGAGCGACGCGUAAAAAAACGUUUUUCGAGCUUUUUUAUG
Aureococcus anophagefferens is the source of this 5390-nucleotide messenger RNA. RefSeq lists its product as hypothetical. The record is from RefSeq and is a predicted model, not a curated record. The transcript is spliced from 3 exons. Bases 1 to 5364 code for a protein of 1787 amino acids. Lineage: Eukaryota; Pelagophyceae; Pelagomonadales; Pelagomonadaceae.